Messenger RNA from Archocentrus centrarchus (flier cichlid), 1233 nucleotides. RefSeq names its product zinc finger protein Pegasus-like. NCBI's taxonomy places the organism in Eukaryota, Metazoa, Chordata, Actinopteri, Cichliformes, Cichlidae. Gene Ontology annotation, molecular function: DNA-binding transcription factor activity; RNA polymerase II cis-regulatory region sequence-specific DNA binding. Gene Ontology annotation, biological process: regulation of transcription by RNA polymerase II. The record is from RefSeq and is a predicted model, not a curated record.
AUGGAAGAGAUAAAAACCGAGCCCGGAUUUGUAAAGGAAUUUCAAGAAUACUUGACACAGCAAACCCAGCAUGUCAACAUGAUCUCAGGCUCUGUGGGUGGUGAAAAAGAGACAGCGCAGUCAUUUCAAGCUGUCGCCCCAAGGUGUGAACAAAAUGGUCUGGACCCGUCUGUGGAGGUGAGUCUGUCCGUGGAGGAUGGGUCGGAUGUGCAGAUGGACGGCCUGGAGAGGACCUGCGAUGAGUAUAAAUGCAGCUACUGCAGCUAUGCGAACAAGGGCAUGGCUCGUUUAAUAGAGCACAUCCGCAUCCACACAGGAGAAAAGCCUCACCGCUGCCAGCUGUGCCCAUUUGCCUCUGCAUACGAGCGCCACUUGGAAGCCCACAUGCGCUCACACACUGGAGAGAAGCCAUACAAGUGUGACCUCUGCACCUUCCGAUGCAGUGACCGCAGCAACCUGUCACAUCGGCGACGCCGCCACAAACUUUUGCCAACAAGGGUGGCACGGUCUCCUUUCUCCAACAAGAGAAUGCUGAGCGCUUUGCAGAAGAGAACGGGUUCACUGGGCUUCGGUCGCCGGCUUCUCAUCAAUCUCAGCCCGCCCUCCGUGGUGAUGCCAAAGUCGGAUUAUAUGAACGACUUGUCUCACAAGAUCCACCAUUUGAACAGCAGUGAGUAUAAGAAUGCUCCCAAGGUGGAUGAGAAGGAAAGUCACAACAGGACUGCUAAUGGUUUGACUUUUAAAAACCCACUUGACCAGCUGUCUACACUGGCCGGUCAAUUGGCCGAGCUCCACCCUGAGUCUCAGACUCCUGUGUCGCCAGACAGGGAGUCCCUAAAAGAUGAGAAGCCCAUCCUGAUACAUAACGUCUCCAGUGAGCAGGUUGCAGUGUGCUCCAAUGGCGUGCAGUCAUCCUUACCUAAAAAAGAAUUUCCCACUUCACGCCACGAGAAUUGCAGUCCUGCUCCCAGCCUUGGCUUUGAGAACGGCAUGAAUGGUCUGACUGCAUGUGUUAACAACAGCCAGCGGGCACGCCCCCCCGCCCUGAAUAUACCGGACCAGCAGAUAUUAUAUAAAUGCCAGCAUUGUGAUGUUCACUUUUCUGACAAUCUCUACACUAUUCACAUGGGCUGCCACGGCUAUGAACAUCCAUAGUGCAACAGCUGCGGUCAUAGGUGCACAGACAAAUAUGAUUUUGCCUGCCAUUUUGCCCGUGGCCAACAUAAAAAGUGA